Molecule: messenger RNA, 1254 nt
Organism: Brassica rapa (field mustard)
Lineage: Eukaryota; Viridiplantae; Streptophyta; Magnoliopsida; Brassicales; Brassicaceae
Product: transcription factor MYB46
Source: RefSeq, a predicted model, not a curated record
GGUUUGUCUUCCUAGAAUUGUAAGCAAACCAUACAACCAUCCCUUUCCUCAUCAUCAUCAUUCUCCCUUCAUCAAGUCUUCUCUCUUUUCUCUCUCUCUCUCUCUGUUAUAAAAACAAACUUCACUGGUUCACAUCAACAAAUCGAUCGAGCCUUGAGAAAGAUUAAGAGAAACAAUUAACUCAACAAAAAAAAAAGAUGAGAAAACCAGAGGUAGCAAAUGUAGUCACUCAUCAAGUAAAGAAGAUGAAGAAGGGGCUUUGGUCUCCAGAGGAAGACUCAAAGCUGAUGCAAUAUAUGAUAACCAAUGGGCAAGGAUGUUGGAGCGAUGUAGCCAAAAACGCAGGCCUUCAACGAUGUGGCAAAAGCUGCCGUCUUCGUUGGAUCAACUAUCUUCGUCCUGACCUCAAGCGUGGCGCUUUCUCUCCUCAGGAAGAGGAACUCAUCAUUCGUUUUCAUUCCAUUCUCGGCAACAGGUGGUCUCAGAUUGCAGCACGAUUGCCUGGUCGAACCGACAACGAGAUCAAGAACUUUUGGAACUCAACAAUAAAGAAAAGGCUAAAGAAAUUAUCCGACACAUCCAACUCCGUCAACAACUCAUCCUCAUCACCCAAAGCAAGUGACUCGUCUUCUAAUUCCACCUCGUCUUUGGAGUUUAAAGACAUUAUAGGAAGCUUCAUGUCCUUACAAGAACAAGGAUUCGUCAACCCCUCUUUUACCAACAUGCCAACCAACAACAAUCCAUUCCCAGCGCCACAACUGAUCAGCCACCCGUAUAAUGACGACUUUCCCCCUUAUGUAGAUGGUUUCUGCGGAAUAAACACAGGAGUACAAGGGGAACUCUACUUUCCACCUUUGGAAUGUGAAGAAGGCGACUGGUACAACGCAGAUAUUACCAACCACUUAGAUGACGACAUGAACACUAAUGGGGCUGGAAACGUACCUGAGGGUGUGAGAAUGGAAGAAUAUUGGGACCUUGACCAGUUGAUGAACACUGAGGCGCCUUCGUUUUACUUCAACUUCAAGCAAAGCAUAUGAUUUUUUUCCUGUUGCCGAAUAUACUAAGAUUCAUAGCCACACACACAAAACGCAAAUACCGAUAUAUACAUUGUCAUAGAUAGAUACUGAAAAGGUAGAGAGUGUUUUGUUUUGAAUAAUACUAGGGCUUGACGUGCCAUAUGUAAUGAUUAGUCAAUGUAAACAAAAAAAUACCCCUUAAUAAAAGAUGAAUAAACACACAUACAUUUACGAACAU